Plasmopara halstedii is the source of this 1212-nucleotide messenger RNA. Its product is annotated as dtdp-glucose 4-6-dehydratase. Gene Ontology annotation, biological process: D-xylose metabolic process. The transcript is spliced from 2 exons. Lineage: Eukaryota; Oomycota; Peronosporomycetes; Peronosporales; Peronosporaceae. The record is from RefSeq and is a predicted model, not a curated record. The coding region runs from base 1 to 1212 and encodes 403 amino acids. Gene Ontology annotation, molecular function: NAD+ binding; UDP-glucuronate decarboxylase activity. Gene Ontology annotation, cellular component: cytoplasm.
AUGCCCCCCAACGCUUCCAUUCCGACUCCCGAAAUGACACAAAGUGACGACCGACACCAAGAUGCCUCCGUGCAGCAACUCGAUGCACCGACCACGAAUGUGUCCAUGGUGCCUGUUACACCUCGAGAAGACGAUACUGUGCCAUCGCAGCGCCGCCGACCAGUGUCUUUGCCUGUCCAGGUGCAGGAAUGCACCAUGCAGCGCAUUCUCGUGACAGGCGGCGCUGGAUUCAUUGGUAUCCAUUUGUGCCGCCAUUUGCUGGAGAAAGGCCAUGAAGUCAUUUGUCUCGAUAAUUUUUUUACUGGUCAGCGCGCAAAUGUGCUGGAAUUGCAGUCCCGUUACCCAAGCUUUGAAUUUGUGCGUCACGAUAUCACAGAGCCGUAUUUUUGUGAAGUUGACCAGAUUUACAAUUUGGCGUGUCCAGCAUCACCAGUACAUUACCAGCACAACCCUAUCAAGACGACCAAAGUCUCGUUUUUGGGCGCUAUCAAUAUGUUGGGCCUUGCUAAGCGCUUGAAGGCACGUGUGUUUCAAGCAUCUACCAGUGAAGUAUAUGGAGACCCAGAAGUCUCACCGCAAGUGGAGUCGUAUUUGGGAAAUGUUGACUGCACCGGCGUAAGAGCGUGUUAUGAUGAAGGCAAGCGAGUGGCUGAAACGCUUUUUUUCGAGUAUCAUCGUACACAAGAGGUGGAUGUUCGUGUAGCGCGCAUCUUCAAUACAUACGGUCCGGGAAUGCAUCCUUACGAUGGACGUGUAGUGAGCAAUUUCAUCAUGCAAGCGUUGCAGGGAGAAGACAUUACCAUAUACGGCUCGGGCAGUCAAACGCGUUCGUUUUGCUACGUGGAUGACCUCGUUGAGGCCAUUUUGCGCUUCAUGGAUUGCAAAUCAUGUGUGGGGCCGAUGAAUCUGGGAAACCCUCACGAAAUGACGAUCCGCGAACUCGCUGAGAUGGUCAUUCGCUUGACGAACUCUCACAGCCGAAUAGUGUUCAGGGAUUUGCCUAACAACGAUCCAAAAUUAAGAAAGCCUGAUAUCACCCUUGCCAAGGCGCAUUUGGAUUGGAAACCCCAUGUAGACAUCGAAGAAGGUCUUCUGCGCACCAUCACAUAUUUUCGGGCCUUGGACCUAUCCAAAUUCAAGCUACCAACCAACAACACUGCGCAUCGCAUGAGUGAGAUUGCGAACCAGGUUAAAGCGACAAGUAUCCGUUAA